Messenger RNA from Colias croceus (clouded yellow), 856 nucleotides. RefSeq lists its product as uncharacterized. The record is from RefSeq and is a predicted model, not a curated record. The transcript has 3 exons. NCBI's taxonomy places the organism in Eukaryota, Metazoa, Arthropoda, Insecta, Lepidoptera, Pieridae. Bases 45 to 737 code for a protein of 230 amino acids.
CAUUUGCACUUGUUAGAUUCUUUGUAAUUGUAAUUACUAAUACAAUGGAAACUGUGCUACAUUCGCGAUCAAGCACAUUAGAUACAGGGAGUGAAUCUGAUAAAAUAAAAGCAGCAUCAGCACCUAUUAUACCCGCGGUAACUUCGGGAGAAGCCAAGUUAACGAUCCAAAUAUCUGCUCCUUCCUAUUUGCAUUCUUUAAAAGAGAAUGAAGCACCACCGUUUAGAAAACCGGAGCAUGAAGCCAGGCCGAAAUUACUGAUUGGGACAAUCGUCUCUGAAAGCGAUGUUAUCGAAAUUAUUUCUCGUGCGAAUAGCGACUGUUUGAAAAGUUCAUUAGGUGAAUUCCUAGUGAAAAAAAAUGUUGUGCCAAAUUAUCAACUUUCCGAAAAGAACUUUUUAAUAAGCUUCCUGAUGGAAACUAUAGACUAUAGUGCACAAAGGGACUUCUCUGCUGAAAAACUAGCCUGUCUUAUGACACUUUAUAUUUCUACUCACUUGUAUUUCAAGUGGUAUUACUGGACACCACCAGCAGCAGUUUGGAAAUAUUUUAAGGAAAUAAUGAUAAGGCAUACUAUAGAGGAUUCCCCGGACGGCCAAGAAGUAUUUGACCCAGAAGAAUGUUAUGACAUUGUAACUCAUUUCCAUACAGUGUAUUUGAGCAACUUGCCCCUAAUUCACUUGCUUACCUUUGGAGGAUUCCGCCUAAAGCUUUUAUGGCCAUUUAAACAAAAAUAGAUAGUGUGUAAAAUGCAAUGACUGUUUUAUUUUUGGGUUUGUAAUUGAAAGAACUGAAUAAUUCUUUUCAUGUUUAUUUAUACGGAUAUAAGUUGAAACAAUACAUGUUUUUGAAGUGA